Molecule: messenger RNA, 1428 nt
Organism: Purpureocillium lilacinum
Lineage: Eukaryota; Fungi; Ascomycota; Sordariomycetes; Hypocreales; Ophiocordycipitaceae
Source: RefSeq, a predicted model, not a curated record
AUGGUACUGUCCAGGAAAAAGCACGUCCACUGGGCGCCCGUAGAGAGCAGGACCCUCGAGGAAGCUCUCUACGGGCCCAACGCCUUCGAUCCCAGUCGAUACCCGCGAAGCCCCGACGGAGUGGAAGAGCCCGCCGACCGGCACGCGACCAACCGACGAGACCUCACAUCAUGCAGGCUACGGACGAGCCAAGACGACGCUCAUUGCCAUCCUGCCCCAUCGGCCCCCCGCCCUCUCUCGGAACCGUGUUGGGUAUCAGAGGUGAAACCAUCCAUCAAACUGAAAGAUCUCUUGACCAUCGGUGACCGGGUAACUGCGCGUUUCGAGGCCCUCUUCCCAGGUGAUGCCUGCAACGAGAUUAUCCAGGAGCGAGAAGGAUACGUAAAAAUUGGGGUCGGUGCCUGUGGUGCCGUCUUCGCCGAGCCAGGGCAGCCGUACGCGUUCAAGCUGGCCAAGAACCAAGAUGGAUCGGACUUGUGGAACGACUACCGCAUGCACAAGAGGAUUGCACAGAGAUUCGCUCUCUAUGGUUCUACGCGGUUCCAGAUCCCGAGUUGCGGCUACUUUGUGCCCAAGACUGACACCUUAUUCUGGGAGCGGCAUAAACGCCUUGCUCUGGGGGCGAGGGAAACAUGCGACACGCCCUGCGCUGUGCUGGCCAUGGAGCGUAUCUCGCCUCUACCCAAGGUUACGCGGUUCGCCAUAGUCCAGAGGUUUUGCCGCAGAGAUAUUCGAGAGUUGGCCAUGUCCAGUAAAGCCAAUGAGGAUUGCUUGGUGAGACCCUAUCUGGGAUCAAUGCAUGGCAACGACAUCUGCUUUCUCUCACUGAGGAAUUUCAAACUGCAUCUCAAUCACAUGCGAGACUUGGAUAUCAACGCAACAGAUAUAGCUCGAAGGAUGGCAGAGGCUCUUGCAAUCAUGCACUGGUCCGCCCAGAUAGAUGCAAGAGACAUCGAGUUUGUUCUCGGGGGGUCGAGGCCGAGGGUCCGACUGGUUGCACCUGGACCUGCUCUUGUCGGAGAAUCUGCUGGCAUCGAGGAGCAGGCGUACACGGGCCCAUCUUCACGAGGGUUCCCCGACUUCCUGCAGCGUGUCACCGACCUGUGGGUGCUGGAUUUCAACCAAGUCCGGCCUAUCACCAUGAACUUGGCGGGCGUCCUCCAGGCGAUAGAGGCGUUUAGGAUGAACGAUCCGUAUUUCCCUAGGCCCCUGCAGGAGUCGCCAAUCCAGAAGCAAGUCUGGGAAGCAUUCGCCAAGCGAUACCUCGACACGUCUGCCUACAUCAUCGAAUUCGAAGGCCUUGGGAAUGGCAACAAGCUGGCGCAAUACCUGCCGCGGUGGUUCAUUAGCGGACUCACAGGCAAGGAGAGGGGGCGCCAGAGCGAGGAGAACAUGAGAAAACCAGGCCAUAAUCGGGGGAAACAAUAG